Penicillium odoratum is the source of this 534-nucleotide messenger RNA. RefSeq lists its product as uncharacterized. The transcript has a single exon. NCBI's taxonomy places the organism in Eukaryota, Fungi, Ascomycota, Eurotiomycetes, Eurotiales, Aspergillaceae. The record is from RefSeq and is a predicted model, not a curated record. Bases 1 to 534 code for a protein of 177 amino acids.
AUGUUGGCUCCUCACCGACAUCGUGGCCGUGGGAUGCUGGCAAUCCUCCGAUCAUAUCUCGGCAAACGCCACAACCCAGAGACGCGUCAAGAUGCGACAUUUCAGGACGCAGAGAUCAACAUGAAUGACACAGAAGACAAUGAUCACGACACGCACCUGAUUGUCAACCAGCUGGCAGCAUUAGCCACCACUGUCAGUCAAGCAACAAACUCGCCAUCAUCAAUCCAAUCCUCCUCUACACAGAAACCCCCGAGCGGCAGGGAAGAUAAAGAUAAAGAUCAAGACCAAGACCAAGAAGAAUCCUUCCACUACCUCCGAAGCCUCAUCACAAUCUCAGAACCAACAUCCACCCAAACCCUCCACGUCCCAACCCUCCGUCGCAAGAGAGCAUCCUCAAGACUUAGCCUCCGCCUCGACAUACCCCUCCCCUUCAUACCAAAUGCAGUCCACAAACCAAACCCAUCUCCUCGAUACACCACCCUCCCACCAGCCUACACAUACAGACCCUCCAUUCGCCCAGAGGUCCGCUUCUAA